UUGAGUUUGAAAUAGAAUCUUCCAAGCUCUUCACUUCUAUAUGCUCAAUUAUCGCUUGUUUGCUUACAUACUAGUGUGUUUCCCAAUAUCUAAAACUUUGGGUUUUUAAGUCUUCUUUUAACAUGGCACCACAUGCAGACGCUUUCACCAGGAGCAACAACUUCCCCAAGCCACCACGACUCUCAAACGACAGCCUCCACCGUACCACAUCCGAUAUCUCUUUUCAACUCAGCAAGGAAGCGCUUGAUAAUUAUAAAGAAGCAGCACCGGUAGACGUAGAUGAAAACGAGCUCCCGCCUAUAUCCGAAGUGGAAGAUGCCAAGUGCGAAUGUUGUGGGAUGAGUGAAGAGUGCACCCCAGAGUACAUCGACCGAGUCCGCAACAAGUACUUGGGGAAAUGGAUAUGUGGGUUAUGUGCUGAGGCAGUGAAAGAAGAAAAGGAGAAAACGGGAGGGAAGAUAGAGGAAGCUUUGAGUGCACAUAUGAAUAGGUGUGCUAAGUUCAACAAGUUUGGGAGGGAGUAUCCAGCUUUGUUGACAGCUGAAGCCAUGAGGGAUAUUUUGAGGAAGGGUUCCAGAUUGGAAGGCAAAAGUCUUAGGGCUAAAACUUUUAGCCAUAGGGACAAUAAAGGAGCUCAAAACAAAGGUGGGAUUGCAAGGAGUUCCAGUUGCAUUCCAGCAAUCAUAAGGGAGAUGAAUGAUCUCACUGUUGCAAACUGAGAUCAUCAUGUUUGCAUAUUUGCAUUAAAUAUACUAUUUUGAGCCUAUAAAAUUCCUACCUUAGCUUCAAUAUACUAUUUUUUUUCCUCCUACAUGGGUUCUCUCCUUGUAUGGACCAAACCUUUUUACUCAUCAUAAUGAUUAGAUCACAGCCUCAAAGCUUUUUAGGUUGGGUCCAAACUCUCUCUUAUAUACCUAAAUCUACUUAAGGAGUACAUUAUUUUUCUAUCCUUGGUUGAUUUGUAUAAUUUUCCCUCCAAUCUUGCUUUAGAGUUUUUCCCUUUUUUUUUGGUGGGCAGAAAUUUCUGCCUGCUUUUCUCUCUUUCAGGGAUAUCAAGCUAGGGUCUUUUAGUUUGGUUCAAAACUUAGAACCCUUUGCUUCUUCAUUGCUAAUGCUAGCAAGAAAUUGUAAUUCAUUUUCAUGCAGUAAAUCCAUGUAUCGAGAUAUAUUGUAGCGUUAUCAAUAAAUGGCUCCUAUUAUUUUGUGUAUCAA
Messenger RNA from Gossypium raimondii (Peruvian cotton), 1212 nucleotides. RefSeq lists its product as hypothetical. Bases 123 to 719 code for a protein of 198 amino acids. The transcript has a single exon. Lineage: Eukaryota; Viridiplantae; Streptophyta; Magnoliopsida; Malvales; Malvaceae. The record is from RefSeq and is a predicted model, not a curated record.